GUACGAAUCAUCGCAUCGCAUUGCAUUGCACAAAGACCAACGAAUGCUGCUUCAGAAAAUGUAAAAAGCCACGCUCAACUCAAAAACUCGCUUCUCAUAAAAAAUCGUUUUUCCUAUUUUUGCUUCUCUCCCCACUCUUCCUCCCCGCGCGGAGAAGAGAGAGAGAACACGAUUUUUUCCCUCUUCCACCAAAAAUAGCUACGAAAGAGGGUAAAAUACUAAAUUCCUCUUCCUCUAUUUUUCUUCUACUAGGGUUUUCUCUUCCGCCAUUGAUGGCAUCACCUUAAGCUCCCGCCCCUUCUUCUCCACAGGCAUUGCCCUCAGAUCACUUCCAUUCCCCAAUUCCGCUCCGAUUCCGUCGUUUCUAGGGUUCUCGUCGAUCCAGAUCAGAAGAGUAGCUACGAGCUGAAGCUGAAACUGAUUUGAAUUAUUGUGUUGUUCAGGUUUGCGGCUUUUUUAUUUUAUACUUUUUCAUUCUCGAUGGUAUGUUCCCUUGGGAUUGGAAGAAUGGAAGUCAUGGCAAAGUUUCUAGCUGCUGGGAGUUUCUCCCAAACCAUUGCAGAUGACUUUGGCAGGUCAGCUGCUGAGUAUAUUUGCAGAGAACUACGUGAGGCAGAUGAAGCAAAUUUACUUGAUGAAGAAGAUAUGCAUGUGUAUGGUCAGAGUCCUAUGACUGAUCUAUUGCAGCUGGUAUGCUGUAACUUUUGCAAGAAACCAAUCAAGGAUAGCCAGUAUGCCAGUCAUGCAGAACUUUGUAGGUCAUUAAAGCUUACAGAACAAACUAGCUUGGAGCUUGAUGGCAGCACAGGGAAUCGAAAACCUCCCAGGAAAGAAAAGAAAAAGUUAUCAACUUCAUGUGCACCUGCUGCAGUUCGGGAGCAGAGGAAAUAUGAAUCUAUGGAUAAUAUUGAUACUGGUGCAUCACAAUCACCCUUGAACAGUCAAGUCAGAGUGACUGCCUUCUCAAAUGUAGCGAAAGAUGCGACACCUAUGAUGGAGGAUACAAGAACUAAUCCUGGAAAUAGAGAUCACCCAGCUUCUGUAAUGAAUCCUCCAACUAAACGUCGUAAAGCGACAGCCAGCACAUAUCUACCUUUACCCGAAACUCAUGUAACAGAAUAUGGAGUGACAAAAACUGCGAGCUUCACAGAUGGAUUUACAUGCAAGGAUUUGCUUGACAGAACUGUUUCUGAACAUGAAGACCUCAACCAGAAAAACCUUGGGCUGGUCCAUGAGCAACUCACGGCGAAGAAUGAUUUUCCUGCACCCCUUGCUACAAAGAUAUAUUAUUCACAAAGGAGAAAUCGAUUGCGUGCUUCAAUUCGUCAUCUAUAUUUCCAGAACAUGUGUGAGGAAUUACAUCAUGAUGUAAGUCAAAAGAUGUCACCAGUGCAAGAUUCAAGUCAAAUGAACCCUUCAUUUGAAAGAAUGGAUAAUGUGCCGAACAAGGAGAGCAAUUCACCAGCCUUGUGUCAGGCACAAAAUUCUUGUCAGAUUCUUGCAAAAAGCUCAGAAAUAUCCAUGCUUAAAGAAGGUCCGCCAAGUGGUGGCUUGUCGAAUCAGUUUCUUGUUGAUAAUGUUUCAAGGUCUGCAGCUACCCAUACGGGUUUGACAAGAAGCAACUUUCUUUCAAAACCUUAUUCUUUUGCUAGCAACACAGGAAAUCCUCUCGGAACAAUACAACAACCAAACGGGAGUGUUCCUGUGAUUUAGUAACUUCGAUGGGAUUUUUUUGCUAGGUGGUACAGGUAACCAAUACGAGGUUAGGAUUUAGCUCCAUUUUUGAAGCUGAUAGAGUAAAUUACUCAAAUUGUGCAUCCUGUCAUCUACUCUGUAAAUGAAACUUACCUUUGUUAUAUAAUGGUUGGAAAUGAAGAAAUUAUUAAUUCUGUGUUCAAAUUU
Molecule: messenger RNA, 1902 nt
Organism: Arachis duranensis
Lineage: Eukaryota; Viridiplantae; Streptophyta; Magnoliopsida; Fabales; Fabaceae
Exons: 13
Coding region: 481-1713 (410 amino acids)
Cellular component (GO): SAGA complex
Source: RefSeq, a predicted model, not a curated record